AUGCAGACAAAAAAAGGCUACGAGCCUGAGGUCACGGUGAAAGGAACCUCCACAUUCAUCCAAAAGUUGGCGGAAGCAUGCGCUACCCCGCAAGGCAAUGCGCAAGGCAAUUUGCCAGGAAAGCCUGGAGUCCUCGGAUCUGUAGCGGGGCAGAGUAAAGAUCAAAGUCCGGAGGUGGCUGGAGGACUUGGGUCUCAAGGAAAUGGUGGAGGAGCAGCGCAACCUGGAGGACAAUAUGGUCAGGAGCAACAAGGGCUGUCUGGACUUGGGGACGAUCAAGGUUCAAGAGUGGCUGCAUCACAAAGUGAGCCGAGUAAGCAAAACGGGCAGGAAAAGCAAGGGGGACAAAAGGGUGCACAAGAGAACGAAGGAGACAGUUCUAGGGAUACCCCAGGCUCGCCUAAGCCUGCAUCACAAAAUGGGAAUGAAGGAUCCACAAAUACAGAACAACCACAUGGAUCGGGUGCUCAGCAGGAGCCUGGACAGGACUAUGGCAACGGCAACGCGGUUCCGGGAGUGGUUGCUAUCUCACAGACAAUUCCCUACCCUAUCUACAAUACCUCACUUUCAUCACCAGUACCAACUGAGUCCGCAAGCAGUGGUCUUAGCUCAUCAAUCAUUUCGCCCUCUGGUAGUUCACCGACAAAUGGUACCAAGUCAGCGGCGACCAGCUCCAGCGUUGCAUUACCCUCUGUCUCUGCACGAAGCUUCCGGCUAUAUGUCAAUGACAAUGAUGAUCUAAACGCGCGUCCAGUUCGUGAAUCAGGGGACGGCUUCAUGCUUCUUGGAGGGACUGAAGAAGCCACGCUCUUGACCAUAGACCCAGCAACGACACUGAAAGACCCGCAAGGUAACUUCGUCUACUUCAUCCCGAACGAUGGGGGCUCGAAGCGAGUCAAACGCAAUCAGGGAGACCCACAACUGUCGUACAGCUCAAACCCUCCUCACGGCGCUAUCAGAUAUGGAUUCCAGCUCAGCAAUAUCAAUUUGAUAUGCAGUGACGCGAAAAGUAACUACACUUUCUACACUCGCGACCAAGCGAGCGAGAAAGCUCAGCCGAUUUACGUUGCUCGUGUUGGUCAAAUUCCAAGAGACUCUUUUGGGUUUGGUCUGGUUACUGACCCAGAUUUCAAAUACAAUAUCAGUAUUUCGAGUGGCCCAACCGCAAUCGCUGCGUCACCAACUAUUUCGCAAGCCUUGUCAACUAACAUUCCGAAUAAUUCUCCUCCCUUUGAAUUCUCUACACCAUCUCCUGGCGUGCAACCUGCAGGUCCUACAAGCAUACCGAUACUAUCAUCACCUGAGUCAGUUGGGGGCCCUUCUUCACCCAGCUUGCAGACUACAUCCUCAAGCAUGGCUACAGCGAAGCCUACAUUCAACCCUACUCAAAGCGAAGGGAAUUCGCAGACUUCAAGCUCAGAAAUACCGAGCACGUUCAUUCCUCCAAGCUCAUCAGCAACCUCGGAAGAAGACCAAGAGCCUUUGACCAGCUUCCAGAGCUCAUCAACACUGUUUGAAACAUCUCAGGACUUGACAAGCCCAACCGUCACUGAACAGAUCAGCACCGUUGCAUCGAGCUCAAGUGUAACAUCAACUUACAGCGCCAGUACGGCGACACCGACGAUUGUCCAGUACAUCAGUGGCUUUGACAAUCAAGGCCUCUACGAUGAUCCUGCAGACGGCCAGCUUCUAGACCAGCAAUUCAUUCUCGACGAUGGGAACGCUGACCUCGACUAUUGCGCAACUACCUGCAGCAGCUAUACCUUUAUGGGAAUAGAAAACGGUAUGAACACCCUACUAGCUUCGGCCGGACUCACUAACGAGUUCCAUUAG
Messenger RNA from Bacidia gigantensis, 1833 nucleotides. RefSeq lists its product as uncharacterized. The transcript has 2 exons. The record is from RefSeq and is a predicted model, not a curated record. NCBI's taxonomy places the organism in Eukaryota, Fungi, Ascomycota, Lecanoromycetes, Lecanorales, Ramalinaceae. The coding region runs from base 1 to 1833 and encodes 610 amino acids.